Dentiscutata heterogama is the source of this 129-nucleotide messenger RNA. NCBI's taxonomy places the organism in Eukaryota, Fungi, Glomeromycota, Glomeromycetes, Diversisporales, Gigasporaceae. The record is from the annotation of a GenBank genome assembly.
UGUUUCCCACGAUGAGAAAAAAGGGGCAGAAACGCAAACUGCUGACUCGUAUACCCCCUAUGAGUUGUACCUGGGGUAUUCUGCAAAAAAUUCAUUUGAAUAUUAUUUUGAACGAGAAACGUAUAGCAG